AUGAAUCUCGUCGCAGCUAUAGUAGUUCCUCGCGUCGUAAUCGAUUAUAUCGCAGUCGCUCUCGAGACGACCAUCGAUAUAGACAUCGUAGACGACGUAGUAGGAGUCCAGAUAGAUUUUAUGACGAAGGGAAGGGAAGGAGGAGUAGUUACAAUAGUUAUGGGCAUGGGCGGACUAGGAAGUAUUCGGACAGUGAGGGGGAGGAGAGAAGUGAUAAGAUCGGAAAGCGACAGUAGAGACAGAAAUGGUGGGCAUGAAACGGAGCGAGAAAGAGAUGAAUCACGUUAUGGAAGAGGACUGGAUGGACGUUAUGAUCCAUACGUUGCAGCGAGCCAGUAUAUUGACACAGAAUUCUGCACACGCAAAAUAUAUGUUGGAGACCUCAGACAGGUUUCGCACUCGACACUUCACAAUGCUUUCUCUCAAUUUGGGGAGAUUACGUCUUUGACUUUGUUUGAAGACAAAGGUUAUGCAUUCAUUGAUUAUGCAACAGCAGAACAAGCAGCGGAGGCAAGGCGCAAAAUGAAUGGAGCUCAUUUGGGUGGGGGAUCUAUUUUGGUAAAUCGAGCGAAGCGGCCAGAAAGGAACAUUACUGGAUUUGGGAAUGUCCCUUGGAGCGAUGCUGAUGGUAAUGCAGCCAAACAGAAUGACAUCACGUCACCUCGUAAUAUUGAAGCCAAAACAGCGCCAACAGAUCCUAGUCUUCAACUUCCGAAGCGACGAAUAAUAGCAUACGAUGAUCUCUAA
Paraglomus brasilianum is the source of this 747-nucleotide messenger RNA. Lineage: Eukaryota; Fungi; Glomeromycota; Glomeromycetes; Paraglomerales; Paraglomeraceae. The record is from the annotation of a GenBank genome assembly.